Molecule: messenger RNA, 1249 nt
Organism: Rhipicephalus sanguineus (brown dog tick)
Lineage: Eukaryota; Metazoa; Arthropoda; Arachnida; Ixodida; Ixodidae
Product: venom metalloproteinase antarease-like TtrivMP_A
Exons: 10
Coding region: 46-1233 (395 amino acids)
Biological process (GO): proteolysis
Molecular function (GO): metalloendopeptidase activity
Source: RefSeq, a predicted model, not a curated record
UAAAACGGAGCGACUGACCACGACGCCGUCAAGCCGUUCUUCACAAUGAUUCGUAUAAUCGCAGUUUCGGUGCUGCUCAUUGCGUCUGAAGGAAUGCAACAUCCAAGGCUCGUUUACCCACGCCUUCUCGAAGAACGUUCGGCCGAUGGAAGAAUGGUGAUGCACUUGCACGAUCAGCUGACGCUGAAUCUUAGGAAAUCGUCGGUGGCUGCUCGCAACUUCCGCGUUCUGGAACACGAAGAUGGACGUGAAGUGACACAUUUCUUCAACGGAGAAGACCUCGAAAAAGACCUCCACGAGGAUGAGAAGCAAUUCGCGAGUGUCCACGUCAGGAGAAGAGAUGGCGGCGUCGAAGUUGAAGGUGUGGCGGGGCCACGCCACAGGAUUGAGCCAAUGCCCACAAUGGAGAGAUCUGGUGAGGGCCUCAUUCCCCACUUGAUACACGAAAUUGAAAGCAAAGAAAUGCACGACAUUGAGAUGAUGCCGACUGGGAAAGGUGCUUCGACUGUGAGUGAGAGGAAUUACGGCACCACUCAACGUGUUCCGUAUUCUGUUACGAUAGAACUCUUCGUGGUUUCUGAUUUACCACAUCAUAAACACUUCAAGAGCACUACUAAACUAAUAGAAUACAUCUGCGUAACCGUGAAUUCUGUGAACUUGAGGUAUGCAGACACCAGUUCACCAAAGGUGAAGUUCCUAUUAACCGGACUCGAGAAGGACGAACGUAGCCCAUACAGAAAUGGCACCGGCAUAUAUUUGGAAAGCUCGUCUUCUCUGGAUCAGUUUCGGUUGUACGCGCACAGUAAACGACAAAAGUUCGGCAGUCCAGAUGUGACAUACCUAUUCACCGGGUACGAUGUGUUCACUGCAGCGAAUGAUGGGACAAAGAGCACGAGCGUGUUAGGUAAGUUUAUUGAGCUUUUCUGUGAGACUCACCACUGCUACAACAGCGGCAUCGGUUUCGUCGGCGGCCUGUGCACCGAAUUUUUCGUCGCCUUGGGUGAAGACACCGCUGGUCUCUACACUGGAAUGCACACGCUAACACACGAGGCCGGCCACGUGCUUGGUGCCGCUCAUGACGAAAGCAAACCAAAGCCGUGGAUACAAGGCGACCCAGGAUCACUAGAAUGCCUCUGGAAGGAAGGCUACAUCAUGAGCUACGUCGACGGUGGAGAGAAACAUCAUCAUUUUUCACCGUGUAGCUUGAGGCAAAUUCGAAACGUUAUCAAGUGAGACCUUUUUUUGUACU